CCUUCGGCUGCCUCUUACUUUUACUUUUUUACUAUUACUUAGUCUUCUGAUCAUCUAGAUCGUGAUCAGGUCAGAGAAACAACUCGUACACCCGGCAAGAAUUGAAACUGAGUUUUAUCCGGUUAUUAAGAUAUCAAUGCUAGAGUUCUCAUAAUAUCUUGUGAAUGAUCAUGAACUUAUUGUGACAAGUGAAAAAUUUUACGGAAGAGAAGAAGAAGAAGAGGGUGAGAAGAAUUUAAAGUAGAGGAAGUGCAGUGCCGAUAUGUGGCUGAAGACUGGAUUUUUAAUAUUUUACGCUAUAUCACUGGUAAUAGCUGAUGAGUAUGAUUUAGCAAUACCUGAUCAGAAAAAUGAGAAAAUUCAGGAAUUAAAUGAAAAAUUACGAACUGGAUCACGAGAUUUUGUCACAUCCCACAAAAUCCCUGAAGGUAUAAUAAUUCCUGAAGAUGAACCAGAAAGCUCUGAAGAACGAGCGAAAUUAACAAAAGAUGUUAUACAAAGAAUUCAGAAAUCAGACAAAAAAAUUCAAGAUAUCCGUAAUGUUGAUCAAAAUUUAGAUCCAAUUUACUCCGAUGACAUUAGUGGUGUCAUCUCAAAUACAAAAAGACAAGCUCGUGUCGAGCUGGAAAAUUUUAGUGAUACUGGAGUGAUUCAAGAAGAUGGAAUUAGAAAAUUUGGUAACUUCAAAACUAGAAUUGAUGAAGAACGAGAUUCAAUCAUUCCUGGUGUCCAAGUGAGCAAUGAAUAUCCUACAACAAUGAGACCAAUUCUAACAACUGAUCGCUCUUAUUCUCGAGGCUCUUAUGAUUUUGUUCCUGUAAAUAUUAUUCGUGAAGACACAAAAAAUUCUUGGUCACCAUAUUCCAAUCGAAACUUUGAUGAUCUUGGAGACGUCAGUUUAGUGCCAGCAGGCUCUAACUCUAGAAUCCAGAUAAAAAAAGGUCCAAAUGGAAAAGAUUAUGAAUAUGAAUAUGUAUAUUAUUACUAUGAUGAAGAAGAUGAAUCGAAGGCCAGUGCUUCAAAUAACAAUCAAGAAGAUAUUAGAUCAGCACCAUCAUCAAGACGUGGAAGUAGUAGCAGGAGCAAAUAUAAUUCCGUAGAACGAUCAUCAACAGUAGAACCUGCUAGCAAUGAAAUCAUUCCUAAAAAUGGAAAUAGAGGAAGACAACUGGGAGAGAGUGAGGAAGUUUCUGAAGAAAGAUUGCCGAUAAAUACAAGAUUCCCACCGAGGUCUAGAUCUAACCAUAACACAGGAACUACUGAGCCUACACGUAACCGUGGAAAUCGUCCUAGACCUAAUCUAGAUCUCGUUGAUUCCAAUAGCUUUAGAACUUAUCAAGAGGGACCAGAAUUCCCUCAAACGUUGCCUAAAGGUCCUGUUAGAUUUUUAGGAGUAACCCCAAAUGAAAAUUUCGAAGAUAGACCUGUAAGAAAUCGUGGGCAACAUAAGGUUCUCGAACCAGCUCCAGUAGUUGAACCUCUCAAUGACUCUGGAUAUGUUAAUAGAAGACUUCCUGCAGAAACUGCAGCUGAUGUUGAAUAUAAUGGUGGACGAUAUUCUUCAAGACCUGCAGAAGCUACAUCAAUUCCAGCUCAUCGCGAGGAAAGACCAAGUUUCGUUAGUGAAAGACAAUAUGAGACACCAACUGAAUCUACAACUUAUGAAAUACCAACAACAACGUAUCAAUCAGCAAUGGAUAAAGUGGCACUCGAUCUCUAUGCAUUCCUUCAACAAGGAAGAAGUAAUUCAAUCGAUGGUGUUACUGACACUGAAGAUUCUAGUGAAAGUACAACUGUAACAGAUGAAUCUACUGCAACUGAUGUAUCUACAACGACUGAAAAUGCUGAUCCUACCACUGACCCUGUGACCUUAGCUUCUUCUGAUGCUCCGACAACUACCACCACUACGACAACUACUACUACCACUACUACAACCACAACUACCACUGAAGCUCCAACAACUACGACUCCAGCUCCGGUUGGAAGAGGAAAAUUCAGAAGACCAGGACUUCCAGGUCUAGGUGGAACACCUCGAAAUAGAUUUAAAUCUAACGGCUCAAGUGCAAGCACAACUGAAGCAUCUCCAACAGAGUCGACACAAAAACCACGCACUCGAUAUGGAGGAUCAACAAAUACUGGAUUUAAACGAUCAAGGCCUGGAGCAAAACAGCCAGUUCAUGAAGAAGAUGUUCAAAAAGAAGGUUCAAGCCCUGUUAAUGCUGAGAAACCAGCAGUAGGAAGCCGCAAUCGGUAUAGAGGAAUCCCUAAAACUCUCACUUCCACAACAGCAUCACCGUCUGGAUCAUCACCAUCAGGAAGUUCAUCUGGUUCAGCUCGUCCAUCAUUUAAUAAAUUAAAUAUCAAUCGACGUCGUGGUAGACCAACCACAGCAGCACCAACAACAGGUGAAGAAAACCACGAAUCUUCCGAUGCACCACAAGUAGAUGGAACACAAGAAACCUCUACUCCUAAAUCUGCUCUACGUCCAAGAUUACCUGGCAUUGGAAAUAGACCUGUCAGGCCAGGUCCACGAGUUAACAUUAGAAGACCUGGACAAUCAACCACCACAGCAGCACCAGAAGUGUCUGAAAGUGUAGAUGAACCAGCUGGAGAAGGAACAGAAGAAGAAACACAUGAGGCUCCAGCAGAAACCAGCCUACCAACUAAACCCACAACUGUCAAUCCCUUGAACAAAUUACGAUCUAAAAAUCGUCUUCAAGUUCAACCAAAAACUACUACUCGUUCACCUAUAUCCGCUACACCACGAAGGUCGCCUUUAUUACCACGUCGCCGGACAACUGAAGCUCCAGUUGUAGAAGCUAGUUCUGAAGAAACAAUAACUACAGGUAGUGAAGUAGCAGCCGAAGCUGGCGAAGUUACUGAAGCUGUAUUACCUGAAACUAGUACAGCAGCCAGCACAAAGCAUGAAGAAACACGAAGUCUCAAUGGACUCUUGGCUCCAAGACGUAGGUUGACACCUCGACGUCCUGGUCAAAUUUUUAAUCGAGAGUAAAAUUGUAUUUUGUAUUGAACCCUUUGGAUUUUAAUUGAAAGCAAUAGAUUUUUAUCAGUAAGUGCAAUUAGCUGAUUAAUUAAUGUCGAGUUUAAUUAAAAUCAAAAGUAGUAAAUUGACAAACAAAUCAUCAGGCAGUAAGCUAGUCUUCAUAUAAGUGCACUUCUUAGAUUUUUGAAAGUGUCAUUUAGGUACGAAAUACGAUGGGUUCAUAAAUGAUCGGAUACUAUAUUGAUAAAAACUGGAUACUAGAUAAACUUGAAUUAAAUUUUUUUUUAGAAAAGUAAAUAAUCGAAAUUAUUCAACGAAAGUUUAUGAUACGAUAUUGUAAAUUUAUACUUUUAAAUGGAAAAAUACUAGAAUUAUUCGUUAAUAAAUAAAUACUUAAGUUUUUUAUCUUUUGUUAUCAUAAAAAAACGUCAAAUUAUGUAUCAUGACAGAUUCGAUCUACUAAGUUAGAAAUUCUUUUAAUUGGUCUUAGUAUUAUUUUGUUUUGCACGUAAUUCUUUUAAUUGAAGCUACUGGUUUUAAUUGAAUUGAUUGUUAGAUGUUAAAAAUCUUUUAGGUCUGUAAUUAUUACAUUGAUAGGUCGAAUUAACAAAAGAAAAAUAUUAUGUAAAGAAAAAUUCUUAAACAUAAAAAAAACUUUUUCAGUAAUUCAAUUUCUAAAAUCAAACUAUAACUUAGAAUUGGAUUACUUGACUCUAUUCAGACGGGAAAAAGCAAAUAAUUGUUCUCCUUAAAACUAUUUGAUAAAGUACCAGCUGUAAACUCAAAUAGUCAUUUGCUGGGCUUCAUUCUUGUUGUAUCCAAUAAAAUCAAGAAUAUCAACAAUCCUUUAAACUGUGUGAUGAUAGUAAUGAGUGUUAAUAAUUUGUACUUAUUUUUAAAUACUUAGUUUAUAUUUUCUUUUGUUUUAAUUGUAUUUAAUAUUAUCUUAAAGAUCUUAUACCUUAUGUAAUAAGACCGCAGUUGUUACAUACUUAUAUUAUUAAAUACAAUAGCCAUUAAUUACCUUUGCUACAAAAGCGAAUGAAGAAGAUCACAUUCAAAUGUGUUAUAAUAUUAUACAUAUCCGUCUAAUUUCCUUUAAAAAUAAUGUAAAUAUUUUUAUCAUGUACUUAUUAAAUAAAUCAAUUUUACUUUAAAUUACCAAAUAA
Messenger RNA from Chelonus insularis, 4173 nucleotides. RefSeq names its product mucin-5AC-like. The record is from RefSeq and is a predicted model, not a curated record. NCBI's taxonomy places the organism in Eukaryota, Metazoa, Arthropoda, Insecta, Hymenoptera, Braconidae. The coding region runs from base 263 to 3013 and encodes 916 amino acids. The transcript is spliced from 10 exons.